Messenger RNA from Gongylonema pulchrum, 627 nucleotides. The record is from the annotation of a GenBank genome assembly. Lineage: Eukaryota; Metazoa; Nematoda; Chromadorea; Rhabditida; Gongylonematidae.
GUAGCUUUGAAGAUGAUAAAGAAAGAAAUGAUAAAAGAUGAGAAAGACGCGGAACGAACUAUUAGAGAAAUUACGAUGAUGACGGAAUUGAAUCAUCCCAAUAUUGUACAAAUUUAUGAGGCAUUUGAAAUACCGAAUAAAGUAGUCCUUGUGAUGGAAUACCUAAGUGGUGGCGAUCUAUUUGAUUAUGUGUGCAACAGUGAAUUUCUUCUGGACUCGGAGGCUUGCAGAAUUUUCAGACAAAUCGUUUCUGCCGUUUCGUAUCUUCACGAGAACAGUGUGGCACACAGAGAUCUUAAGUUGGAAAAUGUUCUUUUGGAUGCGAACAAGAAUGCAAAAAUUACCGACUUCGGCUUUUCCAAUUAUUUCUCCAGUAUGUCCAAACUGAACACCUUUUGCGGCAGCCGUCUUUAUGCUGCUCCAGAAAUUAUUUGGGGAAUUCCGUACAAGGGUCCAGAGGUUGACUGCUGGAGUCUCGGUGUUCUACUUUAUGUGCUUGUUUACGGCAAAAUGCCAUUUGACAGCAGUGAUAACAAUGCAGUGAUCAGAAGUAUCUCAUGCGCUUCGUAUUCCGAACCUGACUUUCGCUCAAGUAUAAUUUAUGCUAAUUCCAGAAAUAUAUCAUAA